UAAGCCCGUUAGUAGAUUAGGGCAGCAGACCGGCUUCGUUGUUAUUUGGCGGUGUUAACCCGGCCCGGCCCGACCGCUCGAAUUUAAUUUCACUUUCUUAAAACCCUGAAUCCUGUCCUACCCGGUUAGGUACUCGCAAAUUCCUUCAGCCGGCGUUUUCCCAUCGAGAAAGCACUCGUCGCCGGACGGAAAAUAAUGAAGACUCCGAAGAAUUUGAACGACGGAGCAGAUUUGAUGAGCUUGGAGAAUGACGGUGGAGAUAUCAUCAUGCUGCCGGCGAAGAAAAAGAAAGGAAAGAAAGAGUUAGGGAAAAAUCAGCUCAAUACAAUGAACAAGCCUAAGCUAAGCAAAUCCCAGAAAAGAAAGUUGAAGAAGCUCGAGGAAGAGAAGGAAAAGGAAAUGCUUCUAUCGAAAAGUAUGGAGACAUUGGAGAAAUACAAACUUGGGGAGGAUGUGUAUUCGCUUAUGUGGUCAUCGAGGAACUUGGGUCAGGUUGAAACUGUUCGUGAGAAACGGAGAAGAGAAAUGGAGUUUGCUAAAGCGGGUUUAGAAUUGCCUGACAGUGAUCAGCCAUUUGCGAAAAGGAGAAAUGAAAACGCAUCUCCCAGCGCCGAAGUAUUUGAGGAAGCAAUCCAGUCACCAGCUAAGAAUGCACAAUCAUCUUUAGCAGAAAAGGCAAUUGUGUACGACACAUCCGUCUGUGUUAGAUCUUCUGAGAAUGAAGUAUGUGAUAGUGCACCUGUUACUUCCGAUGGAUGCGGUGUUCUUUCGGUAGAAAGAGUUGCUAAUUCUGUCAAGGAAGUGGCUAAUGAGUCUAUUGGACAGUCGAUGCGAGAAACCCUUCAAAAGUCUACACAUUCAUCCCACGAAGAAAUGAUUACGUCUAAGAAUGCAAUAGAUGAAGAUCCAAGAUACAAUUUUAAUCAAGAAAAGAAAAGGGAGGGCAAUUAUUCUUCAGCAAGAGAACUUGUUGCUCCAACUGUGGUCCGUGUGUCAAGACCCGAGGAAGUGGAAAAGCAGAGGAUGGGUCUUCCGAUAAUCAUGAUGGAACAAGAAAUAAUGGAAGCUAUAAAUGAAAACAUUAGUGUUAUUAUAUGUGGGGAGACUGGCUGUGGUAAGACGACCCAAGUUCCUCAGUUUCUUUAUGAGGCUGGUUAUGGAUCGGACCGUUUAAGUACUCGAGGCGGUGUUAUUGGUGUCACCCAACCUCGCCGAGUAGCUGUACUUGCAACUGCCAAGCGAGUGGCAUUUGAGCUUGGCGUUCGACUGGGAAGAGAAGUUGGGUUUCAAGUCAGACAUGACAGAAGAGUUGGAGAAAAUUGCUCAAUCAAGUUUAUGACAGAUGGAAUCUUACUUCGCGAAGUGCAGAGUGAUUUUCUGUUGAAACGCUACUCAGUUAUAAUUUUGGAUGAAGCUCAUGAAAGGAGUUUGAAUACUGAUAUACUCAUUGGGAUGCUUUCUCGAGUUAUUCAAGAGCGUCAGAGGGAAUACGAGGAGCAGCAGAAGAUGAUUCUUGCUGGGAAAACUAUUGAGUCGGGUAAUAGAAUAUACCCGUUGAAACUCGUGCUGAUGAGUGCUACGCUUCGUGUAGAAGAUUUUGUGUCCAGUACAAGAAUUUUUCGUCAACCUCCACCCGUAAUUGAAGUCCCAACUCGACAAUAUCCAGUCACCACACACUUCUCAAAGAAGACAGUUGAAGGCGAUUAUAUCGGUCAGGCUUAUAAAAAGAUUCUGUCAAUUCACAGGAGAUUGCCACCUGGCGGUAUUCUUGUCUUUGUUACAGGGCAGAGAGAGGUGGAGUACCUCUGUCAGAAACUGCGUAGAGCUUCACAAGAUAUAGUUGCAAAAAUAGCCAAAGGAAAUAACGGCUCUUCUUCUUCCAUCUCCGAAGAAAAACCCCCACAAGAUAACGACAUGGAUGAGAUUAUUGAGGCAUAUGAAUUUCAAGAGAAUUCUGGACACGAAAUUACCGAACGUUUUAGUUCUUACAUGGAGGAUGAUUUUGAAGAUUUCUCCAAAGAAUAUACAUCUGAUGCACAGGACGAAUUAAGUGAAGAAAGCGAUCUUGAAUACUUCAGUGACGAAGAGAAUCAGUCGAAAACUUUGGAUAUUUUAGGUGAAGAGGGAACCCUUGCUUCGCUGAAAGCUGCUUUCGAAUCCUUAGCAGGGAAAAAACCUUCUACCAAAGUCGAAGAUGUUGAGACAACCUCUGUCGAACAAAAAAAGGUAGAGGAAAAUAAGGCCUCUUCGCCGGGCCCGCUUCUUGUCCUGCCUCUUUAUGCUAUGCUACCUGCAUCUUCACAGCUUCGUGUAUUUGAGGAGGCUAAGGAAGGCGAACGCCUUGUCGUUGUAGCCACUAAUGUGGCUGAAACCUCUUUGACAAUUCCAGGAAUAAAGUAUGUAGUUGACACUGGGAAAGAAAAGGUCAAGAAUUACAACUCUUGUAACGGUAUGGAAACGUAUGAGGUACAAUGGAUAAGUAAGGCUUCUGCGGCUCAGCGUGCUGGAAGAGCUGGAAGAACUGCUCCUGGACACUGUUAUCGGUUAUACUCUGCGGCAGCAUUUGGCAACUCAUUUCCCGAUUUCUCGAAAGCUGAAAUUUCGAAAGUGCCGGUUGAUGGUGUUGUCCUACUUAUGAAAUCCAUGCAUAUUGGCAAGGUUGCGAAUUUCCCAUUUCCAACGCCUCCAGAGACGGAAGCGUUGAACGAAGCAGAGCGUUGUCUGAAGGUUCUAGAAGCCCUAGACGAAAAGGGAAGGCUGACCCCCCUUGGAAAAGCCAUGUCUCGUUAUCCAAUGAGCCCUCGUCAUUCCAGAAUGCUCCUCACCGUCAUUCAAAUCAUGCAAAAGGUGAAAGAAUGCUCAAGAGCAAAUCUAGUUUUGGCAUACGCAGUCGCAGCAGCUUCAGCUUUAAGCUUAUCGAAUCCCUUUCAAAUGCGCAUUGGAGAAAACCAGGAUGAACCGCCAGAGGAUUCAAACAAGAAAGUUACCGACAAAGAAGAAAAGUCAAAGAAAAAGAAACUGAAACAAUCUGCUAAAAUUUUCCGCGAGAAGUUUUCAAACCCCACGAGCGAUGCUCUGACCAUAGCUUCAGCGCUUCAGUGUUUCGAAGUUUCUGAAAACCCGGAAACUUUCUGCGCUGAUUUCUUACAUAAAAAGACAAUGGAAGAAAUGUCCAAGCUGAGAAAGCAGCUUCUUCAGCUAGUUUUCGCCUCGAGCACAACCGAUUCGCAAAACGAGUUCUCGUGGAAUCAUGGGAAACUCGUUGACGUGGAAUCUGCUUGGAGGGUUUCAUCAGACAAACAACGCCUUAAGCUGAACGAAGAGGAGAUUUUGGGGCAGGCUAUAUUUGCUGGCUGGGCAGAUAGAGUUGCUAAACGAAUCAUUGGAGCUUCUUCAUUCGUGUCCGAAGAAGGAGAGAGAAAAAAAGUCAACGGAGUACGAUACCAAGCUUGCAUGGUCAAAGAAACAGUGUUCCUCCAUCGUCGGUCAUCUACAUACAAAUCCCCACCUGAAUUCUUGGUCUACAGCGAGUUAUUACAAGCUAAAAGGCCUUAUAUUCAUGGUGCAACGAGUGUGAAAGCAAAUUGGCUCCCUCAAUAUGCUCGUUCUUUGUGUACUUUCUCGGCCCCACUCGCCGAGUCAAAACCCUACUAUGACCCCAUAACUGAUCAAGUCUUUUCGUGGGUCACCCCAACUUUCGGCCCACAUUUAUGGAACCUUCCUCCUUAUAGUUUGCCGAUCAAAGAUCAGUUUACUAGGGUUACUGUAUUUGCUUAUUCACUUCUUGAAGGACAAAUUCUGCCUUGCUUGAAAGAUGUUCGUGAAUUUAUGGCAGCCUUGCCUGCGAGCAUUUUGAAGCCACAGUCGUGGGGGAUUAAACGGGUGGGUAAUUUAUUGAGUAAGUUGAAUACGAAGGGGAGAGUUAUUGACAGCUGUGCGAAACUAGAAGCUUUGUGGAGAGAGAAUCCGGAAGCAUUGUUUUCGGAAAUCGAAGAUUGGUUUCAAGAGGGGUUUCGAACUGUUCGGUUUAAGGAACUGUGGGCUGAGAUGACUCGUCAAGUUCGUUUGGAUACCGAAGAAAGGUUUUCAAAAAAGGCCAGUAGAAAGAAAAAGAAAGGUGUAAGCAUUUCUAAUAUUUGACAUCAAGGAGAGAGAUUCUCAGUUUUAGCUUAUUGUCAUGGUUAUCAUGAAUAUAAUUUGUUUAUUUAUUUUAAAUGAGGGGGUGACUUUAUCAUAUUAUUUUCUUCAUUUAUAUAUUUAUAUAUCUUGUCUUGUAUGGUCAAACAAUGCUCUAAGAAGGGGAGAGCGGAAUAUUUUUGAUAAAUGUGCUUUGCCAUAUGAUAGAUUUUUUUAUUUUU
Messenger RNA from Erythranthe guttata (spotted monkey flower), 4358 nucleotides. It is a transcript of the gene FAS4, whose product is annotated as RNA helicase family protein. Gene Ontology annotation, biological process: maturation of SSU-rRNA from tricistronic rRNA transcript (SSU-rRNA, 5.8S rRNA, LSU-rRNA). The record is from RefSeq and is a predicted model, not a curated record. Lineage: Eukaryota; Viridiplantae; Streptophyta; Magnoliopsida; Lamiales; Phrymaceae. Gene Ontology annotation, cellular component: nucleolus; intracellular anatomical structure. Gene Ontology annotation, molecular function: RNA binding; helicase activity; ATP binding.